Beta vulgaris subsp. vulgaris (sugar beet) is the source of this 3664-nucleotide messenger RNA. Its product is annotated as putative disease resistance protein RGA3. Bases 287 to 3181 code for a protein of 964 amino acids. The record is from RefSeq and is a predicted model, not a curated record. NCBI's taxonomy places the organism in Eukaryota, Viridiplantae, Streptophyta, Magnoliopsida, Caryophyllales, Amaranthaceae. The transcript is spliced from 3 exons. Gene Ontology annotation, molecular function: ADP binding. Gene Ontology annotation, biological process: defense response to other organism.
UUCAACCAUAAAUAGCAAUCCUUUGUGUUGCUAAUUCCAUUUCUUGCUUUCCCUCACUCCUUGAAAAAUCUCUCAAUGGCUGAGUUCGGAAUUUCGAUUGCUGAAAAACUUAUGGAAGCGAUUGGGAGUGAGAUGAUCAAAGAGAUUUGCGACUUGUGGGGCUACAAAUCUCAACUUGAAGAGCUCAAAGACAAUGUGUCGACCAUCAAGAAAGUGCUCCUUGAUGUAGCUGAAGCUAAGCGAGAGCUAUCAAACGAAGAACAAGACUUCACCGAGAAGCUCAAGGAUGCUGUUUAUGAUGCUGAUGAUCUAUUUGAUGAGCUUCAUACACUGGCUGAGCUACAAACAACUUAAACCAUUAAGCAAGCGCGGUAAGUUCUUUGAAAAGGUACGUUGCUUCUUCUCUUCUAAGAACCAGGUAGGUCAAGCUUACAGGAUAUCUCGUGAGGUUAAGAACAUUAUGAAGAGGUUAGAUGAUGUUGCCCAUAUCCAUAACCGAUAUAGGUUUCAUGUUGACUACAAACCUAUCAGUAGGAGAACAGAUCUCGGAACUUGUUCUUAUGUAGAUCCACAUAAGAUUGUUGGGAGGGAGAAUGAUAAGGAGGCCAUCAUAGAUUUGUUACUAAAUCCCAAUGUGAAUGAAGAUUUUUGUUCCUUGACUAUAGUAGGUGUUGGAGGGAUGGGAAAAACUGUUGUCGCGCAACUUUUGUAUGAUGAUGAAAAUGUUAUAAAGGAGUUUCCUACUAGGAUUUGGGUUUGUGUCUCUGAUCACAUUGAGGAGAGCUUUGAUGAGAACGAAGUCCUUUGUAAGAUUUUAGAAUCAACUACUCGGCAAAAAAUUGAUCGCACCUCGAUGGAAUUGAUUCAAUAUCAAUUUCAACAGGAAUUAAGAGGAAAGAAGUACUUACUUGUCCUUGAUGAUGUAUGGAAUGAGGAUCGUGAGAAGUGGCUUAAGUUGGAAAGUUUCUUAAUGUUGGGUCAUCGGAGUAGUAAGAUUGUUGUUACCACACGUUCUAAAAGGACGGCAGAAAUCAUAGGAAGCAAGCAUACGUUCGAGUUAAAAGGUUUGUCUAAGGAACAUUCAUGGCAACUCUUUGAAUUGAUGGCAUUUAAACAACGAUCAGAAACUGAUGAAUACUCUCACGAAUUCGUUGAGAUUGGGAAAAAUAUUGUUGAAAAAUGUUAUGGAAGUCCUCUUGCUAUAAGGGUCGUAGGAAGUCUACUAUAUGGUCAAGAAAUUAGUAAGUGGCAAUUGUUUGAAAACAUUGGAUUAGCAGAAAUUAGGAAGGGUGAUAAUGAUAUCAUGUCUGUAUUAGAACUUAGUUACCACAAUCUUGAACCCUCAAUGAAGGCUUGUUUUAGUUAUUGUGCAGUGUUUCCCAAGGAUUUUAAAAUAGAGAAGGAGAUGCUGAUUAGUCUUUGGAUAGCCCAUGGAUUCGUUGUGCCGUUAGACGAAGGCCAAAGUAUAGAAGAUGCUGCCAUGGAACAUUUUAUGAUUUUGUUGCACAGAUGUUUCUUUGAAAAGAAAGUGACGACAUAUAAAGAUAGUGAUGUCAAUCCUAUUAAAAUCCAUGACUUGUUGCACGAUGUUGCUCAAAAUGUGACGAAAGGGGAAAUUCACGUGACGCACUCCAUUAGCGAUAACUUGGAAGAUAAAGUUCGACAUAUACGUUAUAUCGGUGAUAAAUGUCCACAAAUUAGCGCUAUAGGUAGUAGUAAGCUUCGUUCUUUUUUUUGUUCGUCUAAGGAAACAUCUUUUGCCGUGGAUACAUAUGUAGAAAAAUGGAUAUUUCUAAGGGUGUUAGACUUGUCUAGUUUAGGUAUUAGAAGUCUGUCAGGUUCGAUAGGUAAGUUGUUGCAUUUAAGGUAUCUUAAUAUGUCUUAUAAUGAAGAUCUUGUGGGACUCCCAGAUGAGAUUAAAAAAUUACAUAAUUUGCAGACAUUACUUCUACGUUGCUGCAAAAGUUUGAGUGCGUUGCCAAAAGAUUUUUGCCAAUUGGUUAAACUUCGUCACUUGGAUUUAAGUGGUUGUGAUAAGUUGAUUUGUAUGCCUUCGGGCAUGGAUAAGCUGACUAGUCUUAAAGUGCUACCGAAUUUCGUGGUGGGUGGUGAAAAUUCAACUGCUCACAGUGAUCAUGAUGAGCUUAAAGCCCUCAAAUGUCUCACCGAGAUAAGAGGAGAGCUUAGCAUCAAAAUUGGUGAACAUUAUAGAAGACCAGAAGCCAUGAUUGAGAAGAGCGGAGGGUAUUUGAAGAGCAUGAAACAUCUGACGAGAGUUGGGAUCUCAUUUGAGAAUAAACCGGGUAGAUGUGUAGACCAUGAUGAAGCUGCAAUGGAAGCCUUGGAGCCGCCUUCAAAUCUGAAGCGAUUAACCAUCUACAACUACAAAGGCACAACAAUUCCAAGGUGGGGAAGAGCAGUAGAUAACUGGGCCAUUUCCCUCUUUAGGCUUGUCGAUAUAUCUCUUCAAGGUUGUUCAAAUCUACAAGAGAUGCCUAUACUGAGUAAACUGCCAAAUUUAAAAGCACUUGCUCUUCAUUCUAUGGAUAAGUUGGAGUACAUGGAGACGAACAACAACACCGACACAAGCAAUGCAGACACAACAACGUUCUUCCCCUCACUUCUAACUCUUGGAUUAUAUGGAAUGCAAAAGUUGAAAGGAUGGUGGAAAGAGGACCAACCAGGGGUCGAUGAUCAUCGUCAGAGUUUCGGAUUUCCCUUUCUACGUCAAUUAACGAUUGGGAGAUGCCCGAAUUUGACGACAUUUCCUGCCUGUCCAAGUCUUGAAGAAUUGGAAUUGUAUGACAACAAGAUGCUGUGGAGUUCCUUUCCUCAAAACCUCCGCAUUCUAAAAUUCAAAUACCUAUCAAAUAUGACUAGUCUUCCGGAGGGAAUUCAGUACUUGAGCUCCCUUCAAAGCCUCGAACUAUUUAGGUGUGAUAGAAUAAAAGCCUUACCAGAAUGGAUAAGCUGCUUAUCAUCUCUUCAAUCGUUGUCCAUAUAUCGUUGUCUUGCCCUCAAAACACUUCCAGAAGCAAUGCGAAACCUCACCACCCUUCAGAGACUUUACAUAGGAAGAUGCCGAGAUCUAGAAGAAAGAUGCAAAAAACCCAACGGAGAAGACUACCCUAAAGUUCAACACAUUCCUAGCAUAUCAUUGUCUAUUGACGGUCGAUACUGAAACUACAGAGGUGUUACACAGUUAGAUUCUGGAAAUAAAUGACAACUAAAACAAGCAUAUGGAGACAAGAAGUUGGUGAAUCUGCUUCUAGCUUCCUAUUUUAAAUGCCAAAAAUGGUAGUUCCAACUUCCCAUGCUUGCAAAGAAUGCACUAGCAAUACAGCAGGUUAUCUCGAUAAUUACAACUCGUCAAUGAGAUGGAUGUUUCUGCUUCUGAGUUUUACAAAUAACAACUAAAUAUUAAGCAUGAUGUUUUAAGUAGAAUUUGAGCCUUUAUUCCAAAAAGAGUAAGUGAGAAAGAUAGAAAGUGGCUUACUGAAUUGUAAAUAGGUUGUCUAUGUUUUUGGGCCUUUUGGCUUGGUGGAGUACCUUCCUACAUCUCCCAUUGGGUUUUGUAAUAGAUAUUGAUGUAAGGUGUUUGGUUUGACAAGUAGUGAAAUCUCCUUUUAUUGAUGAAACAAAGUAACUUCCUCUGUUUUUGUUA